UCUGGAGUCUGAGACCAGCAGCUUCUACUUUUCUACGGUAACCACCUUGGAGCUCCUCUUACCUAGCCUAUCCAGCCACCCCAGGAGGAAGGGCCUGGUUUUUAUCUCCAUUGGACACAAACUUGGGAUCCAGAGAGGUGACUCGUCCCAUACUUGUGCAGCCAGUGGCCCGAGGCAGCCGGGAUGACAACUCUCCCCAGGAACCCUGGCACCUGAGAAACAUGAUCAGCAAGUCCCGCUGGAAGCUCCUGGCCAUGCUGGCUCUGUUCCUGGCUGUCAUGGUGUGGUACUCUAUCUCUCGAGAGGACAGGUACAUUGAACUCUUUUAUUUUCCCGUCCCAGGGAAGAAAGAGCCAUGCCUCCAGGGUGAGGCGGAGAAGAUGGUCUCCAAGCUCUUUGGCAACUACUCCCGAGAACAGCCUUUCUUCCUGCAGCUUAAAGAUUAUUUCUGGGUCAAGACCCCAUCUCUCUAUGAGCUGCCCUACGGGACCAAGGGGAGUGAAGAUCUGCUCCUCCGGGUGCUAGCCAUCACCAGCUACUCCAUCCCAGAGAGCAUCCAGAGCCUGAAGUGCCGCCGCUGCGUGGUGGUGGGGAACGGGCAUCGGCUGCGCAACAGCUCUCUGGGAGAGGCCAUCAACAAGUACGACGUGGUCAUCAGGUUAAACAGCGCUCCGGUGGCUGGCUACGAGCAGGACGUGGGCUCCAAGACCACCAUGCGUCUCUUCUACCCUGAAUCUGCCCACUUCAACCCCAAAGUGGAGGACAACCCCGACACACUCCUCGUCUUGGUAGCUUUCAAGGCCAUGGACUUCCACUGGAUUGAGAGCAUCCUCAGUGAUAAGAAGCGAGUGCGAAAGGGCUUCUGGAAACAGCCUCCCCUCAUCUGGGACGUCAACCCCAAACAGAUUCGGAUUCUCAACCCCUUCUACAUGGAAAUCGCAGCUGACAAACUGCUGAGCCUGCCGAUACAACAGCCACACAAGAUUAAGCAGAAGCCCACCACAGGGCUAUUGGCCAUCACCCUGGCCCUCCACCUCUGCGACCUGGUGCACAUUGCUGGCUUCGGCUACCCAGACGCCCACCAGAAGAAGCAGUCCAUUCACUACUAUGAGUAUAUCACGCUCAAGUCCAUGAUGUGGUCAGGCCACAAUGUCUCCCAGGAGGCCCUGGCCAUCAAGCGGAUGCUGGAGAUUGGAGCGGUCAAGAACCUCACUUACUUCUGACUCGGGCAGGAGCUGUUCCCAUUGGCUCACCCUGCUGAGCAGCCCCGGUCCGUGCCUCUGGGGGUGCCGGGUGCCAGCGUGGCCUGCUUGGACUCACCCUCUCCUGUGUGGGGAGGGGGCCAGGUCUGAGACGAGGCCGUGCCCCUGGCUGCUCUGGUGGAGGCCAGAUGGAGUCAGGGUGGAGGCCCUGGGGCAGGAGGGGCUGGGCCUGGGCAUGGGGGCUUGCUUCUGUGGCAUCCCCUCUCUGCCAGUGUCGGGAGAUUAUUUAAGGGGCUAUUUAAUUAAGGGGUAGGAACGUGCUGUGGGCUGGCCCCGUGGCAUCCAGAAGAGGGGGCAUAUGGCAGUGUCCUGCUCACUUUUGACACAGAAGUGAUGCGCCCACUACGGCCUAGGCCCAGAGUGGGCCUCCCAGGAGGGCAGGGCGUCUGAAGUGGGCGGUGCCCCCCCCAGAGAGGGGCUGCUCCCUCCCAGCAGGCAUGGGAAGAGCACUGGCGCAGGGGCUCCAUGGUGGAAGUGACCUAAAAUAGGUUACAAAGUAUUAAACUAUUUUUCCUAAAACAGAA
Dama dama (fallow deer) is the source of this 1786-nucleotide messenger RNA. It is a transcript of the gene ST3GAL4, whose product is annotated as ST3 beta-galactoside alpha-2,3-sialyltransferase 4. Gene Ontology annotation, biological process: glycolipid biosynthetic process. The record is from RefSeq and is a predicted model, not a curated record. Lineage: Eukaryota; Metazoa; Chordata; Mammalia; Artiodactyla; Cervidae. Gene Ontology annotation, molecular function: sialyltransferase activity. The transcript is spliced from 11 exons. The coding region runs from base 222 to 1223 and encodes 333 amino acids.